This is a messenger RNA of Topomyia yanbarensis, 3126 nucleotides long. RefSeq names its product insulin gene enhancer protein isl-1 (gene tup). Bases 967 to 2352 code for a protein of 461 amino acids. Lineage: Eukaryota; Metazoa; Arthropoda; Insecta; Diptera; Culicidae. The record is from RefSeq and is a predicted model, not a curated record. Gene Ontology annotation, molecular function: DNA-binding transcription factor activity, RNA polymerase II-specific; cis-regulatory region sequence-specific DNA binding. Gene Ontology annotation, cellular component: nucleus. The transcript has 8 exons. Gene Ontology annotation, biological process: axonogenesis; positive regulation of transcription by RNA polymerase II; neuron fate specification.
GAGUUGAUUUAGUUCAGUGCCGACCGCUCGCGGGUUAUGUUGUGUACUGUUUUGAUUAACUUUCGUGUGUACUCGUACCCCCGAAACGUGUAGAUCGAUCUUCAGCUGUCGGUGGCUGAUCCUUUUAGUGCUUCUAGCACAUGAUAAACAUAGCUGAGGAUCACGUCGAGAACCCGCGGAUCUUCAUCGUAGCUGGGACCGUUUUGGAAAUGAUUAUCGUUUAGAUUGUAAUUUUUCGGACGGCUUCGGGACUCCUCUUGAACAGUCGCCCCGAUACGAGUACGAGCCUAAUUCGACCAAUGCCACUCCUGUUUAUUAUUUAUAUGAGCGGGCAGUGAGAUUCGUUUGGGAGAACCCGAGAUAACAGGAAAGACGUCCAGUAACAGAAAGAGCUCAAAAGAAAUAUGUGUUUAUAGAUCUUCUCCGGCAAAUGAAAUGAAUAUCAAUACAUGAAUUAUACGGAUAGCAAUUAAAAGUUCAGUGAUCUACGAGCGUGGCCAUCGUAAAUCAAAGCCGCGAAAGCAAACAAGCCUCGGUCGAAAAAAGCGGAUACAGCUCAGCUUUGCUUGUUCAACAAAUUGCUCACCAAUUUCGGUGGCGCUAAAAUAAAUAAAAUCCUCGUCAGGUAAUAACGUACAGGCUACCGUUUUCAUUCCUUUACGCUCCAAUCAACAAGUGCGUGUGCCUUAACCAAUCCGUGGAUCGUGUGAUCGUAAAUUCCGUUGGACUGACCUUGCACUCACCCCAGAUCACGGCGGAAGCGAGACGAAGAAAAGUAGUAAACCAGGAUAAAAGUGCGCCCAGUGCCGAAAGUGAAGUCCAAUUGCUGUCAAUAUUGGCUGGAAGAUUGUGCAAUCCAACCGAUCGUGCGUUGGCUUGCUGCGUGUUUGUGUGUCUGUGUUCGUGUUUGUGUGACCAAUCAUCACCUGUUCGGGCGAUACAAAACCACCCAAAAAAUCAUCCUAUAUGGUAAUGGCAGAGAUCGGUGGCCCCUUGGCGCACCAAUUGAAUCCCCUGCAGAAUCAUCGCGGAGGACUGGUGCAGCCGUCGCUGGUGAUGAACCAUCACCUGGACCCGCUGGACAACGGGGGUGGAACGUGCCAUACGCCAAACAUUCUACCAAAAAAGGAACGCCUCUCGCUGUGCGUCGGUUGUGGCGGCCAGAUCCACGACCAGUACAUCCUCCGAGUAGCACCGGACCUCGAAUGGCACGCGGCUUGCCUCAAGUGUCAAGAGUGCCGGCAAUUCCUGGACGAGAACUGUACCUGCUUCGUGAGGGACGGCAAAACGUACUGUAAGCGAGAUUAUGUUAGGUUAUUCGGUGCCAAAUGUGAUAAGUGUGGAAACUUCUUUAGUAAAAACGACUUCGUGAUGCGGGCCAAAACGAAGAUCUACCACAUAGAGUGCUUUCGGUGUUCCGCUUGUACGAGGCAGUUGAUACCGGGCGACGAAUUUGCGUUACGUGAUGGAGGUGCCCUGUAUUGUAAAGAGGACCACGACAAUCUGGAAAAGUCAACCCACAGCAGCCUGGUGCAAAGCGUGGAACCGAACAACAACAUUAGCAGUAACACCAAUCAGAAUAGCAGCAACAACAAUAAUAACAACAACAACAGUAGUUUAAGCAAUAACAAUCACUCAAGCGAGCUAGGGUCGAUGUCGGAUUCCGGCAGCGAGUCGGGCUCGCACAAAAGUAUGCGAGGCAAGGGACCCAGUGGACCAUCCGACGGCAAGCCAACCCGAGUGAGAACGGUGCUCAACGAGAAACAACUGCAUACUUUAAGGACCUGCUACAACUGCAAUCCUCGACCGGAUGCCCUGAUGAAGGAGCAGCUGGUAGAGAUGACGGGCCUAUCGCCCCGUGUUAUACGAGUUUGGUUCCAGAACAAGCGCUGCAAGGACAAGAAAAAAACCAUUCAGAUGAAGCUGCAGAUGCAACAGGAGAAGUACUUCCUUUCGAAUCCUACACAGGAAGGUCGUAAACUCGGCUACGGUUUGCAGGGAAUACCAAUGGUUGCCAGCUCCCCGGUACGGCAUGAUUCUCCGCUGAACCUGCACGGUCUGGAGGUGACCGCGUAUCAGCCGCCGUGGAAAGCCCUGUCGGACUUUGCGCUGCACUCCGAUCUAGAUAACAAUGGUGCCAUCAACACCCACACACCUGCAUUCCAGCAUCUAGUCAAUCAGAUGCACGGCUACGACGUUGGCGUCGAUGGUGGCGGAAUGCCACCGAUGGCACCGCAGGGCCAGGGCCCACCGCUAGUCUCCAACAUGGACGUCAGUGGUCACCAUCCGGACAGUACCGAUUCCUACGUGACAUAUCUGGAGAGCGACGACAGCAUACAGGGCAGCCCGUAAAAAGAAAGUGACCAGCAACCGUAGCGAACCUUAAGUUAGUUUCUAAAACAAAUGUAUUCUGAAAUGUGUUUUCAUCUGCUCCGCUAUGGAUGAAGGGAGAGAGCGAAAGCAAACAGGUGGCAAUAUUAUUUGAAUGAUCAUUCGUUUUCUUUUUUGGUACGCGAAGAUAUUAUGUAAAGUUAAUUUAUUUGAAACUUCAUUUUCUGUUCAUAACCUCGGAAUUCUAGCCAAUCGUACUUUAACUGUUGUUUUAAGUCUGUGAAUGCAGUUGAAUGCUUACACACAUGCUUGUCGCAAGCGGGCAACUUCGUGUACAUAGUUGUAAGAUAGCAGAAAUAAUAUACAUAAAGUAAAGUUAUUUGGGCAUUUUCCACUCCCUCGAAAGGUAGCAUAAUCAAAUUCAAAGUUACAAUGGUCUCCUAAGUGUUAAGGCAUUAGUUUGUAAAGCAAUGAUUCACUUGUACAUAAUGUUUUAAUUUAUUAGGUUUACGAGUCAUCAGAUUGCACACACUGAAACAGGCACGAACUACACAGCAAGAAUGUGUUAGGAAGAAUCGUUGUUUGGAUGCAAAUUAAUCUUGACUUGAGGUUUCCAGGUGAGAAACGUUAGGCUAAAGGAGAAUAAUUGUAAUUGUAAAAUAAAUGAAUCAAUUGUGAGAUUUAGCAUGCAAAUUACACCCGAAAGCAACAAAAAAACUGUAACCUAAAGCAAAAUUGUACGAUAUAGCAGUGUGACUGUAUGGAAAAAUAAAUUAGAUCGAUUAUAAACUACAA